Messenger RNA from Xyrichtys novacula (pearly razorfish), 6555 nucleotides. NCBI's taxonomy places the organism in Eukaryota, Metazoa, Chordata, Actinopteri, Labriformes, Labridae. The record is from the annotation of a GenBank genome assembly.
UUCAGGGAGGCUAAUGAACAGUUACUCAAUAUAUUUAUUUGCAUGUGACCAAAUUAGCUUGAAAUACAAGUUUAGGUAAGGACAACACAUUUGAUCUGAUUAUUUCAGUUACCAUAGAGUGAUAAUUCCUUGAUGUCAUAUCAUUUUCUUACGGUUCAGCACAAUAAUAGUGAAAAUUAAGGCCUAAAAAUAAAUCUGACAUUAAAUUUAUUCCACUCAUCAAUAGUUGAAACUAAAACUCAAGUUGUACAAUUAAAAAUUAUAUUCAGCAUUGUGUUUAUCACCAGAAAUAUCAGAGUUUUGUUACUGCAGCACUUCAUAUUCAUGUCAACUAAUGGUUAAAAUGCUCCUUAUAAGGCGCUUAAAGCAUUUAUAAUGGUUAAUAUCAGCAUAAUUUACACAUUAAUUGUUCCUUUUAGACACUUGGAGGUUCUCAUUUAAAACUUGUUAAUAGUUCAUACAUAAAUCAUAAACAUCAAAUUGGAGGGGGUCAUGAUGGGAGGCCACAGCCAAUGUUGAAAGCUUAGAUCAAACCCUUUCUAUACAUUAAACUAAACAAAAACUAAUUACAGGCUCUAAUACCUGCUGCUCUGGGUCAGCUUCAUGUCAACCCCCCAUCCUCCAUUUGUCCUGUUCCACAUAUCUCUCUCUCUCUCUCUCCGACUAGUGCUGGUGGCUGCAGCCCCUCCCAUCCUGUUCCCACUCUUGCUUCCCCCUCCUCUCCAUCCCUCAUCUCAUGAGCGAUGAACCUCGGCUCCGCUCAGCAGAAGAAAGGAUGUACCUUCCUCUUUACAUGUGAACAGACUCAAACAUACAAACACGGUAGGUUGAAAUCUGGUUGUUGGUGGCUGUGUUAUAAAAUGUAGCCUAUUUUGAAGCUGUUUUUUUGUAAUUGUUUGACCACCAGGGAGCUGUGAAGCCGAGUCUGUGUCAAACAGAAAGUGAAAGUUAAGGAGUCAAACGACUGUGGAGGACACAACAUGGACGGUAAGGUCUUAUCAAUUCUUUCAUGCUUUAUGGAAAUUUAGGUCAAAUUUUCCCUAAAUGUAUUAUUAGUAACAUAUUAGAGGCUAACUAAUCUCUUAAGGAUUGUAUGAAGUGAAAUGCAGCAGUCGAGCAUGAUGCUGUCUGUGUAUGCUGACUCACAUGAGUGUACAGAAAAUCAGAAACCAUUAGCAGAUAUCAGAUAUCCUGAAUCAGAAUUCACUACAGAGUCUUAAUUGAUCUCUUGUAGUUUGGAGCAACACUUAUUCUAUAUUUGAGUUUCAGAGGACACAUGAGAAUUAUACAGCAAUAAAUCCACAACGAACCAGCUGGCACAGCAUAUUAGAAAAAAAGACUCUUAAAGUUUUGGUUUUAGUUAAAAACACGAAAGUACAAAGAAGGACUGUCUUGAUAUCACAUUUUCACCUCACAAUUAUUAUGGCAAAAAGUUAAUAAAAAAAACUAUUUAUGAAAAAAAAAAAGGAAAAAGAAACAAUUUGCGAUGCUUUUAUUUUGACAUCCUUGCUGUCCUUCAUGUAAGUUGCUUCAGUUUCUUUAUUAUAAGAUCAUGCUUUUAUUUCGAAAUGAAGUACAUGCCACUCCUGGUAGAUUGUGAGUUAUUGAAAAGAGAAUUUAGAAAAGCCCAAAUGUUACAUACAUUAGCGCCCCCAGGAGAGGCAAAAGGGAGAAAAAUAUCCCUUAUGUGGAAAUGUAGGGGUUGCAAUCUGUUUCUAUCAAUAUUUUUGCAGCAAGUUAUUAUGGACAUAACUUUUUUUCAGAGUCAAACCCAAUGAGAGUCCUCAUUUUGGGGGAAACUGGAUGUGGAAAGAGCAGCCUGGCUAACACCAUAUUAUCAGACACUGUGAUCAACAGCAUCCACUCAUCCAAAUCUGCAUCCACUUGUUUUCAAGCAGGGACAAAGUCUUCAAAAAACAUCAUUAUCACUGAAGUUGACACUUUUAGUCCGUUUUUGGAUCCGAUAGCGAGGUUUAUCACAGUGUGCCAUCCUGAGCCUCCUGUUUUCUUUAUUGUGCUUAAAGUGGAGAAGUUCAUAGAGCAAGAACAUGGCGCCAUCGCCGAAAUAUUCGAAUGGUACUCUGAUGUAAUCUUCAAAAACGCAAUAGUUGUCUUCACUCAUGGUGACCGGCUCCCAGAAGGGCAGACAAUACAUGACUUUGUUUAUGAGAACAAGAAGCUAAGGGAUCUGGUGAGGAGGUGUGGGGGUCGAUGUCACGUUGUUGAUAACAAAUACUGGAAAAACAAUGAAGAGGACAACUACAGGAGUAACCACUUCCAGGUGGCACAGCUGCUCAAGACUAUGGACGAAAUGGUGACAGAAAACAAAUGCUGCUCCUCUUCCUCAUGUCCAGAGGCAGAAACUGAGGGGGCAAUGAUGGGAUUGGGAGAGAGAACAACAGAGGAAGAAGACACAGUGAUCUCAACGGAACAAGUGGCUGAUGGAGAUGGUGUGGAAGUAACUGAAAGAGGUGGAGCGUCAAGUCGUAAUGCAGAGAAGAUGCACAGAGAAGUGGAGAAACAAACAGAGAAAGAAAGCAAAGGAAGUUCAAAUGGAGAGAGCAGCAAGGCUAGACAUAAUACAACCAACGCCAAAGAGGGGGAGCGAGAAGGAAAAGAAGAAGAGGAUGAAACAGCAGAGGAGAAUAAAGCACAAAAGGAAGUUAGAGCUUUGGCUGGUUUCUCCAGACAUCAUAGAAUUCCACUGGAGAUCGCUUUGGAGCUGUUGUGUCCAAUUCCUGUAGGAGUCAUCAGAGCAGCAACAGCAUUGUCUAAGAAAGCAAUAUCAAGAACAACAUCUCCAAGAGAAGAAGCAGAAAGAGCAGAAGAGGAAAAGGUAGGUCAAGACCAAGAGGAUGCAGAGACUACAAAGGAGGAUUGCAUAGAGGCAGAAGGAUUGAGACAUGUUGUGUGUUUCAUAAGAAAACACAAAGUUCCACUGCAGAUUGCUUCCUGGUUUUUAUGUCCAGCUGCUACAGGAUUAUUAACAGUCGCAACAAUAUUAGAUGCAACACUGAAAACAAAGAGAUCCUCAGGAAAAAAUGCAGAAAGGGAAACUACAGAAAAAGAAACAUCAGAAGAUGAAACAGAAGAAACAAAACCAGAAAAUGAAACAAAAGAUAAAACAGAUGAAACAAAACCAGAAAAUAAGACAACCAAAGAUAGAAAAGAAGAAACAAAACCAGAAAAAAAGACAAAUGAAGAUGAAAGGGAGGAGAAAAAAUCUGAAAAGGAGACAAACGAAGAAACAACACCUGUAAAUGAGACAAAGGAAAACAAUGAAGAACAAACAAAACCACAAAAACAGACAACAGCAGAUGAAACAGAAGAUACAAUAGCAGAAAAUGAGAAAACCGAAUAUGAAACAGAAGAAACAAAACCAGACAAAGAAUCAACAGCAGAUGAAACAGAAGAAACAAAACCAGAAAAUAAGACAUCUACAGAUGAAACAGAGGACAAAAAUUCACAAAAUAGGACAAAUGAAGAAACAACACCUGUAAAUGAGACAAAAGACGACAAUGAAGGACAAACAAAACCACAAAAACAGACAACUGCAGAUCAAACAGAAGAAACAAAACCAGAAAAAGAAAAAACUGAAUAUGAAACAGAAGAAACAAAACCAGACAAAGAAUCAACAGAAUAUGAAACAGAAGAAACAAAACCAGAAAAUAAGACAACCAAAGAUAAAAAAGAAGAAACAAAACCAGAAAAAGAGACAACUGGAGAUGAAACAGAGGACAAAAAUUCAGAAAAGGAGACAAAUGAAGAAACAUCACCUGUAAAUGAGACAAUAGAAGACAAUGAAGGACAAACAAAACCACAUAAACAGACAACAGCAGAUGAAACAGAAGAUACAAAAGCAGAAAAUGAGAAAACCAAAUAUGGAACAGAAAAAACAAAACCAGAAAAAGAGACAACUGGAGAUGAAACAGAGGACAAAAAUUCAGAAAAGGAGACAAAUGAAGAAACAUUACCUGUAAAUGAGACAAAAGAAGACAAUGAAGAACAAACAAAACCACAAAAACAGACAACAGCAGAUGAAACAGAAGAAACAAAACCAGAAAAAGAAAAAACUGAAUAUGAAACAGAAGGAACAAAACCAGACAAAGAAUCAACAGAAUAUGAAACAGAAGAAACAAAACCAGAAAAUAAGACAACCAAAGAUAAAAAAGAAGAAACAAAACCAGAAAAAGAGACAACUGGAGAUGAAACAGAGGACAAAAAUUCAGAAAAGGAGACAAAUGAAGAAACAUCACCUGUAAAUGAGAAAAAAGACGACAAUGAAGGACAAACAAAACAACAAAAACAGACAACUGCAGAUGAAACAGAAGAUACAAAACCAGAAAAUAAGACAUCUACAGAUGAAACAGAGGACAAAAAUUCACAAAAUAGGACAAAUGAAGAAACAACACCUGUACAUGAGACAAAGGAAGACAAUGAAGGACAAACAAAACCACAAAAACAGACAACUGCAGAUCAAACAGAAGAUACAAAAGCAGAAAAUGAGAAAACCGAAUAUGAAACAGAAGAAACAAAACCAGACAAAGAAUCAACAGAAUAUGAAACAGAAGAAACAAAACCAGAAAAUAAGACAACCACAGAUGAAACAGAGGACAGAAAUUCACAAAAUAGGACAAAUGAAGAAACAACACCUGUAAAUGAGACAAAGGAAGACAAUGAAGGACAAACAAAACCACAAAAACAGACAACUGCAGAUCAAAUGAAGAAACAAAACCAGAAAAAUGAAAAAACUGAAUAUGAAACAGAAGAAACAAAACCACAAAAACAGACAACUGCAGAUGAAACAGAAGAUACAAAACCAGAAAAAGAGACAACAGAAGAUAAAACAGAAAAAAAGAUUAAGAAACAAAAAGAUAAAGACAAAUCACAAGACGAAAAAGUAAGAAAAAAAGAUAAAGAGACAAAACAGGAUAAAACUGUUGAAACGAAACCAGAAAAAGAAACACCCAAAGUAAAAAAAUCAGAAGUACAAACAUCAGGAAGAGAAGACAGAGGAAAAUCAACUGCAGAACCAGCGGCAUCAACACCUGUCAAACAAAGAGGAGGUCCACUUUCAGCAGUAUUCACAUUUUUAUUGGCAGCAGUAUCUGCACCAUUGGGAGCUGCAUCAGGAGCUGUGGCGUGGGGAGCUGUAGGAGCAGGAGCAGUGAUCACAGCAGCAGCAGGAUCAGCAGCUGCACUGAUGAAAGUCGGUAGUUCAGUGUUGGGAGCUGGAGGAGCAACAUCAUCAGGAGCAGCUGGAGCAACAUCAUCGGGAACAGCUGGAGCAACAUCAUCGGGAACAGCUGGAGCAACAUCAUCGGGAAUAGCUGAAGGAACGUCAUCGGGAACAGCUGGAGGAACAUCAUCGGGAACAGCUGGAGCAACAUCAUCGGGAACAGCUGGAGGAACAUCAUCGGGAACAACUGGAGGAACGUCUUUGGGAACAGCUGGAGGAAUAUCAUCAGGAACAGUGGUGGCGGGGAUGGCUGUUGCCUUGAUUGGAGCAGGGAUUUAUGUGGCAUACAAAAUUUAUCAGCUGAUUGAGUUUUUAUUGACCCUUCCUCGACAUUUGCUUAUCAUGGUGCUUGUGGUUGUCUUCUACUCAUUGCUACUGUUAUCAUUUGGUGUGCAGGUUCGAAUGCUCGGAACCAUCCUCCUGAUACUUGAAGUUCUGCUACUCUUUAUUGUUUUUGUAAUAUUAGCAACACCAGUGAUACCAGGAGCAGAAACAGUAAAAGCAAUAGUAGCAAGAGCAGGAUCAACAGCAUUAUCAAUUGGAACAAAAGUACUCUUAUUUGUGGCGCAAAAAAUUUAUCAUUUUUCAGAAUAUCUGCAGACCCAGUCAAGACAUGCCAGACUCAUGUCCCUUGUGGUUGUCUUCUACUCAAUGCUGCUUCUAUCAUUUGGUGUGCAAGUGCAAAUGCUUGGAACAAUCCUCCUUAUAAGUGAAGAAUUGCUUCUGUUUGUAGUGUUGGUGUUUUUGAUCAUGAUAUUAGAAUUCCAACCAUCUGACCCAUGUGAAUCAUCGGUUAUCAAGACUUUGGGAGAUGAGGAUGAAAAAUUUGAAGUUACAUGAUGACCUCCUGACAACAAACCUUAUGAUUACUCCCCAAAGUUUUGCACAAUCCCAUCAUGCCCUUCCUUGUAAGGCUUUAAACUGGGGUUUAGUUAGUACCAUGUCCUUCAUUAUAUUCCUACCACUUUGUACCUUGGAAGGUUCUUCACUACCUUGCAAGCAUAUUUAUGAUGCAUGCUAUUAACAUUCUAUUAGCACAGUCUAAAACAUAUGAAGAACAAAUUGUCUGAAUGUUGUCAUUAUCUAAUGUAACAUUUUAAACGUGCACAAUGUGACAUUGAUUUGUUAUGUGUUUUCAACUGACUGUAUUUCUUUGCAUGAAGUUACAAUAGGUCUUCCUUGUCUGAAUAGUUGAAUUUUUACUUAUGUUUUAAUGUGUUUAGUGUGUUGAAUGUAGUAGACAUCAAUUAAGGAUAAAACAGACUUAAGAUCUUAAAUACAGUGUGUGACAUUCAAAUAAAGGUAAAUAAAACAAG